AUGAAAUGCCGGCAAGGCAGCCAACCGGCUUCUAAAUGCGAGCGGUGCGCGCGGAAGUCUCUCGACUGCGUGUUUCAACGGCAUCGUAGAGGCCGGAAGCCUGGGACGAAGAUCGCCAAGCGGAACACGCCUACAGCGCCGCGUGCCGCAAAUUCAGCUGUGAACAAGACGCCGGGCUACAGCGCUCCAUCGAUGGUAGAAACAGUACCGGCUGAGGAGCCUGGCAACUUACAGCCAUCCGGAGUGCUCAAUCAGGAGGCAAUGCGUGGCAAAUUCUCGCUGCGCCGAAUACUGAGCACCGCAGAUAGUGAUGCUAUGGAACCACCGGAAGCAUCUCCCCCAGGCCGACCAGAAGAUCCCAUCGAGAUGGGCAUCCUCAGCCUCUCCAUUGCUAAAUCACUUUUCGAGAAUUUCAUUCUGGUUCUCAACCCGUAUAUAAGUCAGCUGGAUCCCCAUCUGCACACUUUCUUCUACGUCCGCCAAAAGUCGCCCUUCUUAUUCACAGCUGUUCUUGCAAUGUCUGCAAAGGCGUUCAAUCCCAUCGUAUAUAAUGCGCUGUAUGACCAUGCGCAACACCUCUACACCGAAGUCUUUCGGAAUGGCCUCAAGUCAACAGAGAUUGUCCAGGCCAUCCUCAUCCUCACCUAUUGGAAGCAACCACAAGAUACGCGAGCAUGGACAUCGAUAGGAUAUGCCAUUCGCAUGUGUAUGGACAUGGGGUGGCACAAGCUGGCACCCUACUCCACAUCCAGUCGUCUCACCAUGGGCGAAGCCAGGCGACGCGAAAUUCGUAACAUUGAGCGGACGUGGUAUGUGCUAUUUGUCUAUGAUCGAAGUAUCAGUCUCCAAACCGGACGGCCUUGGAUGAUUGAGCGCAACGCCUUCAUAGAGUCGAUCGACACUUGGUGCACUGAUGCCAUCGCAGACCGCAACGACGACUUGCUUGGUGCCUUUGUCAAUCUGAGACUGAUGAGCACCUCAAUCUUUUCUCUUCAUGCUCCCAGCCGUUCGCGCGGCGAAAGAGUACCUCUGGAGGAUAUGGAAACCCUACUUUCGCUGAAGAAAGCCAGCAUUGAGAGAUGGGAGCGCCACUGGGUCCAAGAGGUGGACAAAAAGCUGUUGCCCGAAGAAGAGACGUGCCACAAAUUCCUGAUCCGGUUCUACGGGAUGCAUUUUCGAUUGCAGCUCUUCUCGUUGCCGCUCCAAGACGUGCUUUCCUCAGCAUACUCGGAAUCAUCUCUCCAUUUGGACAUCAUCUGGGCCGCAUUCACAGGUGCCAUGGACAUGCUGAAGCUGGUGUCACAACAUUCGACCCAGCUGUAUUUUGCUCAGGACUCCAUUCAUGUCAUGACUGCCUAUAGCGCGGCGUUUCUCGUCAAGGAAAUAGAGUCCUCAACAAUAUCUGUCAUUCGUUCUGCCGCUCAAGCCUUCUCUCACCAGGCGUCAGCUCCAGGAACGAGCUGCGAAUUGCAAGCACGAUUUCUUCACAAUAUUGCGACAAAGGUUGCUCAGAGAAAUAGAAAGGAGAAUGUCGCAACGCCUACAAUCACCUCUGGCCUAGAUCGACAUGCAUCUGAAGACCAUGAUCACUCAGAGUCAUCCAAGCUACCAUUCUUACCACCAGAAGUCAACCAGGCCAUGCCCCAGCCGCUUGAGCAACCUCUCCCCGACGUCUUCAUCUUUCCGCAUCCUGACUUGGAUCCGUUAUUCAUGGACGACGGUGCAUGGGCUGAUAUUCUGGCAAGUGCCGCGUUCAACACUCAAAACGUCGUUUCCGAGUGGCUGAAUGUGCGAAUGCCUUCUCUGAUAAUUUUCAGUUGA
Molecule: messenger RNA, 1821 nt
Organism: Trichoderma reesei QM6a
Lineage: Eukaryota; Fungi; Ascomycota; Sordariomycetes; Hypocreales; Hypocreaceae
Product: fungal specific transcription factor domain-containing protein
Exons: 6
Coding region: 1-1821 (606 amino acids)
Biological process (GO): regulation of DNA-templated transcription; DNA-templated transcription
Cellular component (GO): nucleus
Molecular function (GO): zinc ion binding; DNA-binding transcription factor activity, RNA polymerase II-specific; transcription cis-regulatory region binding
Source: RefSeq, a predicted model, not a curated record